Molecule: messenger RNA, 468 nt
Organism: Actinia tenebrosa (Australian red waratah sea anemone)
Lineage: Eukaryota; Metazoa; Cnidaria; Anthozoa; Actiniaria; Actiniidae
Source: RefSeq, a predicted model, not a curated record
AUGGCUGCCAAGGCUGCAAAACUCAUAAAAGAAAAGAGGACCAUGUCCAAUGAGAAGAGGAGCAGCACCCCAUGUGUAUCCACAGCCACCACCACUUCGGCCACCACCACGUCGACCUCCACCUCCGGCGACAACACAAGGGAGGACAAUUUCCCAUCGCUGGGAAGGCCACAGAAGAGCAGGGAACCAUGGUCGGCAGAGGACACUCUAAAGAUUCAGACUAAGCUACGGCAUUUGAUAAAAAUGUCUAGCCUCCCGUCAAGGCUCGCGAUAAGGGAACAGUUUAAAUCCUCUGUGCCUUCCAUUUGGGGAAGGCAAUCCACAAAAGAAUGGCAGGACCGCUGCGUAGAAAAGGUAAGGUCUCUGUGGAAGAAGGACAAGUAGUAGGUCCUGCCAUUCUUUUGUGGAUUAAAUAAGUUGACAUUGACAAAAAAAAAAAUCAUUAACAAGAAAACCCUAAAAAGGGAA